This is a messenger RNA of Fusarium pseudograminearum CS3096, 2199 nucleotides long. RefSeq lists its product as uncharacterized. Gene Ontology annotation, cellular component: mating projection tip. The record is from RefSeq and is a predicted model, not a curated record. Lineage: Eukaryota; Fungi; Ascomycota; Sordariomycetes; Hypocreales; Nectriaceae. Bases 1 to 2199 code for a protein of 732 amino acids. The transcript has a single exon.
AUGUUCUCCUCACGGAAAGAAAACGACGACCCGCCGGUCUACCCGGCUGUGCCCAACUCCCUUCGGUCAGAGUCAUUCGAGAUGACCGAAAUGCGAAAGGUUCAAGAAGCUCGAGCCGAUACUUCUCCAAAUGUUACCCCCUACCUAAGUCUACGAUCAAGACUAUCUCAAAUAUGGAUCAACCGCUGGACAGUUCUUCUCAUCCUGGUCCUUAUCCGGGUCAUGAUCCUAAUCGUCGACCUCAACAAGAAUGUUGGUGAUGCCAAGAUCAAAGCCCUUUCAGCCUGUACCAAAGUCGAAGAUGUUGGAAGCGCCAUGGCUUCCAUGCCUCACUACCUAUCAAGAGGUGUCAACGAACUCGCAGCCUCUGGAAUCGAGAAAUCGGUAGACGCUAUGGUGUACAUGCUCGACCUCGUUUUAGUGGGCGUCAAGAACAUGAUUAUCUUCUACAUCAACUUCCUAACUGCCACAUAUGUGUGCCUGAUUACCGCUAUGGUUCACGGCAGCCUGGAUGUUGUCGCCGAUGUCACAGAGGGCGCAACCGAGAAGUUCAACAGCUUGAUUGACAAGGCCACUAGCAAGAUCGAAAGUAUCUCAAAAGAACUCGAAGACGGUAUUAACGAUAUCACCGACGGUAUUGAGAGAUCAGUAAUCGGACGCCUCGUUCCAGAUAUCCCCAAGGUCGACUUCUCCGCCCCCAUCAAGGAACUUAAAGAUUUUGAUCUCAAAUCCGAAGAUUUUGUCAAGGAUGUUCGACAGUUGGAGGAUGACCUACCCGACUUCAAAGAAGUUCAAAACCUGACUGAGCAGGCCAUUUCCAUCCCAUUCGACUUUGUCCGCAAAACCCUCAAUGAAACGUAUGGCAACUACAAGUUUGACCGGGAUGCCUUCCCUCUUGCUCAGAAACAGAAGUUGAGCUUCUGCUCCGAGAACGAUGCCCUAAACAAUUUCUUCAACAACCUGUUCGAGCUUAUCGCCAAAGCCCGAACAAUCUUCAUUACAGUUUUGAUCAUUCUCGCCCUGGCAGUCAUCAUCCCCAUGGCCUGGCUUGAGAUCAGACGAUGGCGACGACAGCAACAGCACGCGCGCCUCAUCGCUCAAAAUGCAUAUGACCCGAUGGACAUUGUCUACAUUGCAUCUCGGCCCAUGACCGCAACUUUCGGUAUCAAGGUUGCCUCCCGCUUCAAGGGAAAGCGACAGAUCCUUGUUCGUUGGCUCUUCGCUUAUGCUACCUCGGUCCCGGCAUUGUUCAUUCUGUCGCUCGCCAUUGCUGGUUUCUUCUCUUGCUUCUGCCAAUGGCUCCUACUGCGAGCAAUCAAGAAUGAAGUACCUGCACUGGCAAACCAGGUUGGUGCAUUUGCCGAUGAUGUUGUUGAGAAUCUUGAGAGUGUCUCUGCUGGAUGGGCCAAUGACGCCAACGGUGUUAUUACAGGAUUCAGCGACGACAUCAACCACGAUAUUCUUGGCUAUGUCACCAAUGCUACGGAUGCCGUCAAUGAUACUCUCACCACCUUCCUCGAGACUAUGAAUGAUGGCCUGGACACUGUCUUCAAGGGGACUAUCCUUCUAGACCCUAUCAAGACAGUCCUCUACUGUGUCAUCGGCAACAAGAUUGAGGGCGUACAGAAAGGUUUGACUUGGGUACACGACCAUGCCGAGGUCAACUUCCCGCUCUUCGAAAAUGACACUUUCAGUAAGGGUGCAAAGGACUCGGUCGAUGGUGAUGCGGAGCUUGGCUCUUUCCUAGCAUCCCCGUCCAGCGCUACUACUGAUGAGGUUACGGGCGCUGUCAAGGCAGUUACAGACUGGCUUCACAACAAGCUGAUUCAGGACGCCCUCAUCUCCACUGGUCUGGUUCUCUUGUAUGUACUCGUUGUUCUCAUCGGCACAGUGUGGACAAUAGUCGGCAUGGUCACCCCUGAUAAAGGCCGUGCUGAAGGCGGUAUGCGCUUCACUGGAGACAAUCGACCAGGCUUCAGCCCUCGCGUUGGGCACCACGAUCCUGGGAACCCCGACGGUGCCGCGAGCUUCCCUCGAUUCGGAUCCUCCUCAGGUGAAGAAGACCACUACAGAGAAGCGACAAGCGGGCGUGACGAGAAGUUCAUGUCGGGGGCCACUGGGGCCCGCGCUACACAGGUGGACGGCCACCAAAGAAGUAGCUCCUACGGUUACUUGGACUCGGCAAGCGGCAAACACUAG